CUCCGGCGGCCUAUUUAACCGGCUCUCCUCUGGGGGAGGUGGAAGAUUGGUAGGUGGUGGUCGCAAUUCGCAUCGCACACGCAGCACAACUACUCUCUCUCAGGGCCUCCUUCUUCGUCGUCGUCCACGCACGCAGAUCUAAACGCAGCAGCCAAGGUAGGAGAUGGCUCUCACGAGAAUUGGUCUUGCUGGCCUUGCGGUCAUGGGGCAGAACCUUGCCCUUAACAUUGCAGAGAAAGGGUUCCCUAUCUCUGUCUACAACAGGACAACUUCCAAGGUCGAUGAGACUGUUCAGCGCGCCAAGAUAGAAGGAAACCUUCCUCUGUAUGGUUUCCAUGACCCUGCAUCCUUUGUGAACUCCAUUCAGAAGCCACGUGUCGUCAUCAUGCUUGUCAAGGCCGGUGCACCAGUUGACCAGACCAUUGCAACACUCGCGGCACACUUGGAGCAGGGUGACUGUAUCAUUGAUGGAGGAAACGAGUGGUACGAGAACACUGAAAGGAGGGAGAAGGCGAUGGAGGAGCGUGGACUCCUCUAUCUCGGGAUGGGUGUUUCUGGAGGAGAGGAGGGUGCCCGCCAUGGCCCGUCCAUGAUGCCUGGAGGCUCAUUGGAGGCAUACCAGUACAUUGAAGAUAUUCUUCUCAAGGUGUCUGCUCAAGUCCCUGACAGUGGCCCGUGCGUCACAUACAUUGGGAAGGGUGGAUCAGGAAACUUUGUCAAGAUGGUUCACAAUGGAAUCGAGUAUGGAGACAUGCAACUGAUCGCUGAGGCAUAUGAUGUUCUUAAGUCGGUUGGUAAGCUCACAAACAGUGAGCUGCAGCAGGUUUUCUCCGAGUGGAACAAGGGUGAGCUCCUCAGUUUCUUGGUCGAGAUCACUGCUGACAUAUUUGGCAUCAAGGAUGACCAAGGUGAAGGCUACUUGGUCGACAAGGUCCUGGACAAGACUGGGAUGAAAGGAACAGGGAAAUGGACAGUCCAGCAGGCUGCUGAGCUCUCUGUGGCUGCUCCUACCAUUGAGGCUUCCUUGGAUUCCAGGUUCCUCAGCGGGUUGAAGGAUGAGCGGGUUGCGGCCUCCAAAAUCUUCCAAGGUGACUACUCCACUGAUCUACCUGUCGACAAGGCACAGUUGAUUGAGGAUGUGAGGAAAGCCCUCUAUGCCUCAAAGAUCUGCAGUUACGCUCAGGGCAUGAACAUCAUCAAGGCCAAGAGCACGGAGAAAGGAUGGGGCCUCAACCUUGGUGAGCUAGCCAGGAUUUGGAAGGGUGGGUGCAUCAUCCGCGCCAGCUUCCUGGACCGCAUCAAGAAGGCUUAUGACAGGAACGCUGAGCUUGCCAACCUUCUCAUAGACCCUGAGUUUGCGCAGGAGAUCAUGGACAGACAAGCUGCGUGGCGGAGGGUUGUCUGCCUGGCUAUCAACAAUGGUGUCAGCACCCCAGGCAUGUCCGCGAGUCUGGCGUACUUUGACUCCUACCGGAGGGACAGGCUGCCCGCGAACCUGGUGCAGGCACAGAGGGACUACUUUGGGGCUCACACCUACGAGAGGGUUGACAUGCCAGGCUCUUUCCACACCGAGUGGUUCAAGAUUGCAAACUCGAAGAUCUGAGCUGCUGCUGCUCCACUGAGUGACGGCACGGCAACAUAUAAGGCAAUGUGUCAUAUUUUCAGUAUCUCUGGUUGCCAGUUAUGAAUCCUUUUUUCCUGUAGGGGAGAAACUGCUGUUAAUUUUUAUUUGAGUAAUGAGUCUUGUAUUUAAAUAUCGAUAAGGAGAUCCAAUAUUCUCUCCACUACUUUCAUGUAAUCAACCCUGUAGGGAAAAACAUUGUUUGUUUGUCAGAUCUCCCACAACCAUCAUUCUGAAUUAGUAUGAAUAAAUAUGUUUUUGCGUGUCCUCCCAGUCA
Molecule: messenger RNA, 1898 nt
Organism: Brachypodium distachyon (stiff brome)
Lineage: Eukaryota; Viridiplantae; Streptophyta; Magnoliopsida; Poales; Poaceae
Product: 6-phosphogluconate dehydrogenase, decarboxylating 1
Exons: 2
Coding region: 164-1603 (479 amino acids)
Biological process (GO): pentose-phosphate shunt; pentose-phosphate shunt, oxidative branch
Cellular component (GO): cytosol
Molecular function (GO): phosphogluconate dehydrogenase (decarboxylating) activity; NADP binding
Source: RefSeq, a predicted model, not a curated record